Ctenocephalides felis (cat flea) is the source of this 1893-nucleotide messenger RNA. Its product is annotated as puromycin-sensitive aminopeptidase-like. Gene Ontology annotation, cellular component: cytoplasm. The transcript is spliced from 11 exons. Gene Ontology annotation, biological process: proteolysis; peptide catabolic process. Gene Ontology annotation, molecular function: zinc ion binding; peptide binding; metalloaminopeptidase activity. Lineage: Eukaryota; Metazoa; Arthropoda; Insecta; Siphonaptera; Pulicidae. The record is from RefSeq and is a predicted model, not a curated record. The coding region runs from base 1 to 1893 and encodes 630 amino acids.
AUGGAGGACGAAAGACUUCCUACAAAUAUUGUCCCAAAACAUUAUACUUUGGAUUUGAAGCCUGAUUUCGAUUUAUUUAUAUUUUCUGGGAAAUGUCUCAUGACUAUUGAGAUAGUCGGCUGCGUAAACAUCAUAGAACUAAACUCCGUCGACCUUAUUUUCGAGUAUGCAGACUUGCACUAUGCAGAUGCACCCUGCGACACAAUUCCUUGCAAAAUCCUUAUGGACCCCAAAAAAGAAAGGGUCAAAUUUAUUUUUAGGGACCAUUUACAAAAAGGAAAAGCAGUUCUGCAGACUCUUUUUGUCGGAGUACUCAAUAAUAAUUUGUCAGGAUUUUAUAGAACCACCAAAAGACCUGGAGCUGCUACUCAAUUUGAAAUGAAAAAGGCAAGAUGGUGUUUUCCUUGUAUGGACGAACCAAGUUACAAAACGACUUUUGAGGUUAUCUUAACAAUUCCUGAAACCGUGACAGCACUUUCAAAUAUGCCAGCAAAAUGCCAGGAAGUGACACCAGAUGGCAGAGUCAUCGCAUUUCACAAAACUCCUAAAAUGUCCACGUACCUUCUGGCAAUUGUCAUCGGGCAGUAUGAAUAUCUGGAGCAACUCAACCGAGACAAUGUCAUGAUUCGUGUGUAUACCCCAGUUGGUCUGACGUCUCUUGCCGAUUUGGCCAUGGAGGCGGCUGUGAAGAUGUUGGAAUUUUUUGAGGAUUAUUUAGGAGUUAAAUAUCCUUUGCCCAAAUUGGAUAUUGUUACGAUUUCUGAUUUUAGAGUUGGGGCGAUGGAGAAUUGGGGACUCAUCACUUGUUUUGCUAUAUUUUUGCAAACGUACUGUUGCCUUGAACUGUAUCCAGAGUACGAAUGGAUGUCAAAAUUCCUAAAUUUUGUUCUGGUUUAUGGAUUGGCCAUAGAUGCUUCGCCCCCAGACGAUUUGAGCCUGGAACAGUACACCUCGGACAGCAUGAGCACGCCCUUAAAGGGCGCAGUCGUUUUGCGAAUGAUCAAACAUCAAAUUGGCGACCAAUUAUUUAGGCAAAGUGCCAAUUUGUUUUUGCAUCGAUUCAAAUAUAGCACUUGCGAAACGAGAGACGUCUGGAACGUUUUUGACGAAGUCAGCGGAAUGGCCAUUGGUACUCUGAUGGAUACCUGGGCAAAUCGUGUCGGUUUCCCAAUCUUGACGAUAACUUCUAAGAUGUGCAAUGACACGCGAGUUCUGACCAUAACCCAAACAAAAUUUAUGCACGAUGGCAGUAAGGAUCCGAAUGGUGAUAUUUGGAUUUACCCAUCUCCAUUUUGGCGGAAUCGUGUCCAAACGAGCACAAUUAUGGACAGCGAAAGUUUAACCAUAAGUUUACCCGGAGUUGGUGCCGGAGAAUGGAUUAAAUUAAACCCCGGAGCCGUCGGUUUCUAUAGGAUUCUUUACACACCGGAGGAAUUAGAAAAGCUUAAAAAAGCAAUAAAGUGUCAACAACUACACGCCCUGGAUAGAUUCAACAUUCUGAAUGAUGUCUACGCCAAUUCCAGAGCCGGUUACAUGCCCAUGACACAGGUAAUGAGUUUCAUGGAAUCCUACAUCGAUGAAGACGAGUACACAGUCUGGUGUUGCAUUUUGAACUGCCUAAUAAAACUUUGGGAAAUGAUGACCAACACCAAACUUUUGGAAAAAUUCAACACGUUUGCAUUGAAAAUCAUGAACAAAAUCAAGCCAAAUGUAAAAUGGAAUCUGUCCUUUAACGAAAGUCCGCAGAACAAGUUUAUGUCGAAUUUGAUACUGUCCUCGUUGGUGCAAUUUGGUGACCAGGAAUCUAUUUGUGAAGGACACAAGAGGAGCAUGUCAAAGGGCCAUGCAAAAUGCAAUCUGAUCUCUGGACACCUUGUUUUUAUGCUGCCAUGA